CGACAACCGUUGCAACCUGCAACUUACUGCUGCUGCCUUGCUCGUCCCUGCGCUCUUCUUUUCCCCUGGGAGGCUCUCUCACUCCCCUCUUCUACCCUUGAAUCACUGCGCAUUGCCAGUGUUUGCCGUUCCUUGUCCCCCUUCGCCCUUCCACCCCCUAGUGGUCUUCAAUAGUUCCCUCCUUACUUUAAACAGGGGCCGUCAAGAUGGGAAGCCACAUGCAUAAUCUGACAACUCUUAUCAAGCGGUUGGAAGCCGCAACCUCCCGCCUGGAGGAUAUGGCGAUGUCACUGGAUGACCCCAAUUCGCCCAAGACCGUAGGCGCUGAGAAUGCCCUUCCCGAACCGCCCAAGCCUGCUCCUCCGGCAGCCCCCGCCGCCGCUCCUGUCCUGCCGCAGAUCCAGGAUUUUGACACACUGAUCAAGGAGGACGUGCGGAACUUCGUGGAGCUGGGACGGAAGAUCGAUGGCCUGGUUGGAGAACAGUCAAGUGCCGUCCUUCAAGCCUUCGAGGCCGAGCGUACCUACCUCUAUGUGUCGACGAAAGCCAAGAAGCCAGACCAGCAGCCCCCGGAGCUCAUGACGGAGCUUCACAAAGCCUCGGACAGCAUCAACAACAUUCGUGAGUCGAACAGAGCGUCGAAAUUCUUCAACCACCUCAGCGCAGUGGCCGAGGGUAUUAUUGCCCUCGGCUGGUUCUUCGCGCCUAAGCCGGCCGAAUUCGUCAGCGAGAUGGCUGGAGGUAUUGAAUACUAUGGCAACAAGGUCCUGAAGGAGUACAAGGAGAAGGACAGCACCCACGUUGAAUACAUUCAGGCCUACUGCCAGAUCUUCAAGUCCCUUGCUGCGUACCUCAAGAAGCACUACCCCAAGGGCUUGACCUGGAACGACAAGGACGGAAUCGACGUACAAGAAGCCCUCAGGCAGAUCAAGAGCGGCAGCUCUGGCCCUGCCUCCGGUGGCGCACCGCCCCCGCCUCCUCCCCCACCCCCAGUGCCGACCCUGAAUGUCCCUGGCGGAGUCCCUCCCCCUCCUCCCCCGCCGCCCGGAGCCCCUGCUCCCGCGGCAUCCGCCCCGGCACCAGACAUGGGCGCCGUGUUCGACCAGCUGAACCGCGGAGAAUCCGUCACUUCCGGCCUCCGGAAGGUCGACAAGUCCGAGAUGACGCACAAGAACCCCAGUCUCCGCGGGAGCUCCAUCGUCCCCGAGCGCCCCAGCUCACAAGGAAGCAUCUCUCGGAGCAAGUCCCCCGCGCCGAGCAAGAAGCCCAAGCCGGAGAGCAUGCGCACCCGCAAGCCGCCCCGCAAGGACCUCGAAGGCAGCAAGUGGCUGAUCGAGAACUUCGACAACCCCGGCGAGAUCGUGGAGAUCUCCGCCCAGCAGAACCAGUCCAUCCUCAUCUCCCGGUGCAACAAGACGAUCAUCAAGGUGAACAACAAGGCCAACGCCAUCUCCAUCGACAACUGCACCGGGCUCUCCCUCAUCGUCGACUCGCUGGUCAGCAGCCUCGACGUCAUCAAGUCGCCCAAGUUCGCCCUUCAGAUCGACGGCGUCGUCCCCACCCUCCUCCUGGACCAGGUCGACGGCGCGACCAUCUACCUCGGCCAGCAGAGCCUGGCCACGGAGGUCUUCUCUAGCAAGUGCUCCGCCAUCAACGUCAUGCUUCCUCCCAAGGAAGGAACAGACGAUGACACCAAGGAGUGUCCGGUUCCCGAACAGAUCAAGUCCUACGUGAAGGACGGCGUCAUCGUCAACGAGAUCGUCGAGCACGCCGGUUAGUUUGGGACAACACAACCACCUCCAUUCAACUCUUGGAUAUCAUCCCAACUUUCCUCGCAGUGGCACGGUAUUUGGAAACCGAAGUACCUUCUUACUUAUACUUGCUUCACUGCCGUGUCCCUUGUCGUCGUCCACCAUACAUGUAGAUAGAGCCAUCUCCUCAUUCAAUUCUAUAUGCCACCCCUCUUCCCCAGAUCA
Molecule: messenger RNA, 1976 nt
Organism: Aspergillus heteromorphus CBS 117.55
Lineage: Eukaryota; Fungi; Ascomycota; Eurotiomycetes; Eurotiales; Aspergillaceae
Gene: capA
Product: adenylate cyclase-binding protein
Exons: 4
Coding region: 207-1778 (523 amino acids)
Biological process (GO): cytoskeleton organization; regulation of adenylate cyclase activity
Cellular component (GO): cytoplasm
Molecular function (GO): adenylate cyclase binding; actin binding
Source: RefSeq, a predicted model, not a curated record